This is a messenger RNA of Didymodactylos carnosus, 2352 nucleotides long. The record is from the annotation of a GenBank genome assembly. NCBI's taxonomy places the organism in Eukaryota, Metazoa, Rotifera, Eurotatoria, Philodinida, Philodinidae.
AUGUAUGGUCUCGGUCCACGGGAUACUGACGAAGAACAAUAUUAUUUCACACCUAUUCGUGUACAAAACAAUCUAACUAGUGAUAUCGUAUCCACAACACUAAUUAAUCAAAAAGCAGAAUCUUAUUAUCCGUCCAUGUUAUUUGAAGACUUAGUGGAAACAAUGACAACUAUCGACGAAUGUGCGGCUUCCUUAUCAACAGAUAAAACUCAUAACACCAGUUAUAUUUUAAAUGACUCAGAACUACCUGGUAUGUUCGUGUCAUUAUCAACCCCCGAUACAGAUAAUCGAAAAAUGGUUCACGAUACAUCCGAUAGUGCCAUAGAUGAUGUACUUUUACAAACAUUUACAGAUUUAGCUUGUUCUUCUUCUCCAGUAACAUCAAUUCACGAUGAACAAUCACAACAACAAUCUUUAUUAAGCGAUUUUUCAUCACCAUCGUUAUUUAAACAAGCGGCACUACCAUCACAUAUAUCCCUCCCUCCACCGCCUGGAUUUCCUCCACUUCAUGCUCUGAACGAACGUGAAUGUCCAAUAAAUAUCGGUCAAAUCAAAUCUAUUUCAUCGUCAGCAUCUUCAUCAUCUUUAUACAUACCGACAACGUCCACUUUAUCAACAGCCGAAGCAAAUCACACAUCAGAUACACUUAGAAGUCAGUUAUUAAUGCCCGUUAGCAAUAAUUCAAUUGAAUAUUUGCCUUCUUCUUCAUCAUCUCAUUCUUUGAAUGAACAAUCAAUUUUUUUUUCAAAUUUAAAUUAUUCAUUAACUGCAACAAGUCAGAUGAACGCUAAUAAUAAUAAUAAUAAUAAUAAUCCUUGUCUUUCAAAUUUUUCAUUAUUAUAUGAUAAUGAGAAUAAUCUACUGUAUCCAUUUCAUAAUGAUAAUAAUGCUAACGAUAAUAAAACACCCCAAUCAAGUAGCACAACUUUAGAAAAAACUGAUCCACGUUCAACAAAUGUUUCGAAAAUGUCACCAAAUGGGGUUGUUAUGCAUGCGCCGUUAGAAUUUCCGACGAAUCAAUCAAAUUCAACAGAAUUGUCUGAACGUUCGUUAACAAAACCAGCAUCGUCUAGGCAGUUAGAUCAACAACAAGAAUCACGAAUUCAAACAGUCUCUUGCUCAUCAACCGCUUCAUCAUCGAGCAAGUCAUCCACAUGUAGCAUCGAUGAGCAGUUAUCAUCAUCGUCAGUAAUAACAUCGCUAUCAGCUAAUAGUCAGAGUCGAAAACAUUUGUUUAAUAACGAACCGUCAUCAAUAUUCCAUUUUCCCGUUCAGAACACGAAUAAUCCAAAUGAUAACAAAAUAACUCAUAAUGGAUUAGAAGAAGAAAAGUGUGAUGCAUUUUACACAAAUCUUUUGCGUUUAUCAGCAACAAUGACUCAACAAGCACCAGUAGACAAUACAUUCUCAGCAAGCAAAACAUCUCACUUCUGGUCUGGAAAUGAUGUAGAAACAAAUGCAGAUAAUGUGCAAAUACAACAACAAUGGAAUGAAAUUCAACAACGUAAUGUGGCAAAUCGUUCAGUAAAACCUUCGGCUCCUUCUGCAAACAUAAACUUACAACGAAAAAUGAGAUUUAUGACUUUGCAGCAGCAACAACAACAACAACAACAACAACAGCAGCAACAACAAAUAUCAUCUAUAAUAACAUUAUCAAAUUCAACACAACCGUCCAUUAUAUCUCCAACAACGACAACGAACAUAAAUGAAUUAUUAGUGAAUUUGAACGAACUGUGCUAUCGUGGAUUUGAUGAAUUAAAUGCGCUUAUACAAGAGCAAAGAUGGGUUCAAAACUAUGUAAGUUUAAAUAUGUUAUCAUUAAUGGAUACUGUUGUGCAGAGAAGUUGCUCUGCACAAGUACUCAUUAUUCCAGAAUAUUUCAUAUUUAAAUGUAAAAAAUUACAAAUUUCGGCCAAUCAUGUUUAUGAAUUAAUGGCUACCGGUAGACCAGAAUUACGUUUGAGAGAUUUGCUAUUUGUAUUCAAAUCGUGGCGGGAAGCAAUUAUUGCUGCUGAACUUGUUCAUCAAGAAGAAGAGGCUAAAUUGAGAGUUACAGAUAAUUAUUACAUGAACGAUACAAUAACUCAAGCAGCAUUUGCACGUGUUUCAUACACAAUUAGACAGUUGACAUCUGUUACUCAGCAAGCUCGUGCAGCAUUUCAGUAUGCUACGUUAAACGUCUUUCAAACAUCCCGACAACAUCAGUUAUCAACCUCAAGCGCAACAACCACCACCUCUUUACCAUCAACAACAACUGCACAACAGAAUGUUUCAGUAAUGUCUGCAAGUCAAUUACAAACAUUACAAAAUUUACAUAUGAAAUUACGGUCUACUGCUCGAAUGACACAAUAA